Symbiodinium natans is the source of this 444-nucleotide messenger RNA. The record is from the annotation of a GenBank genome assembly. Lineage: Eukaryota; Dinophyceae; Suessiales; Symbiodiniaceae.
AUGCUUCUGCCUGUCUGGACGAUCUUCUUCCGCAAGCGGCGGCCGGAAGUAAACCAAAACAAGGUUUGCGCCGGCGCGCUUUCUGUGGGCCUUGCCGCGCCGCUGCUCCUUUGGUCCUUGCGGGGUUGGUUACCAACCCCGUGGGACUUCAUGGUUUACUUUGUCUUUGUGGCAGGCAGCUUUACAGGACAGACUUACUGGAGAUCGAUGGCGCUCUGCUGGAUUGUCGAUGAAGACUGCCAUGCCAAAGAAGGGCGCCGGCGUGAGGCUGUGUUUGUGGGCUGUGUGUCGUUGGCAUCCUCGGUUGGCCGAGCUGCAGCCGCCGGCGUGCUGCUGAAUGCACUCUCGGCCUCUGGUCUGGAGGUCUCCAACUGUGCUGAGCUUUGCCGCGACAGCAACGAGCAGGGACUUUGUCGCAACUGGGCUGCCGGGGUGUGCACGUAG